UGCACAAUGAGUGGACAUGAGAAGACUCCGCUGGAAGUCUACCAUUCUAAUGGAUGGCUUACCUCUGCCUGGGACAGUGGGCUUCUCUUGGGAGCCGACCACCAGGAGAACGACCACCAGUAAGAAUAAAGGAAUUCUCCAGGAACCAGCUAGAGACACUACGAGAGGCAAAGAAGUUCACCAGAAAGCUCUUAAUACUGUACAUACAAACACUCCAGCUGGUGGAGGGGGAGUCUACACGCCUGGCUGAUAUAUUAUCUCAUCUUUAACUCACCAAUGAACAAGAGCAGGACUGACCACACAGGGAGAGACAAGGCUCGCAGAUAUCUCUCCGUCUGCGGGUUCCACUUGAAGCAAACCAUGAGCAGAUAACCGAUAGCCAAAGUGCAGACCUGGGAGGAGACAGUGAGGGAAGUGUUCGGUCCGACUGACUCAGAGAACCACAGACGUUGUGGCGGACAAAACCGAAGGACAACUAAGCAGUAGUAACUCACCCACACUGCGUGGAAACAGUCCAGCACAGUCCCGAUCGCGUGGAAGACGUGCCCGACGACCGCCUGCAGGCCGACGACACUCCAGGACAGGUAGAGGAAGUAGAGUAAAGGGGCUCCGGUUCCGAUGACUAGCAGCAACGUCAGUCUCUCCAGCACCGCUUGGCCCAUCGUCUCAACCCCGUAGUUGACGCACCACAACGGAACAAGCAGAGUCCCCAGCACGAUGGGCGUCCCGGUGUCCUGCAGACCGGCCAGCCAUGUCCGGCCGACCUUGGCCAAAGAGUUCUUGAAGGGGUGAAGGAAGGUGCCGCAGAGAGCUGCCCACAGCAGCGGCCGGAGGAAGGCCUCCAGGAUAAAGUAGACCAGCACGGCAGCCCCGCAGCAGAUCGCCACGAAGAUCAUCGCCCCGGUGUUGUAGAAGGCCUGUUUGAUGUUCUUGUCGAACUUGAGCGAGGACGGUUGGCUUAGCAAAUGGCUAACCAUGUCGACGGCAGGCUGAACACUCUCGGAGAAGGAAACAGAAUGAGGCCGCUCAGCUCGAGGAGUCGUUGACGGACAGCCCGGAGCGCUUUCCAGCCCAGUAGUCUCCUGGUCAGCCAUGACUCUGCUGCCAGGCAGCAUACGUCACUCAGCGACGGAGGGAAACAAAUGACGUAGCGAUCCCGUGGGCCGCAAUGGCUCAUGGGAAAUGCCGUUUUUAAGAGGAAAUCGUUUUGGUAAAUUGUUAUAAGGUGAGCACCUAUGUUGAUCUAUUUUGUAGUGAUGGGUCCCGCAGCACCGACUCGCCGAGUUCCCAGGGCAAUCCGCUUUAAGACAGUCACGUGACUGUGUCAACUCGACGAAAACGCCUCAAACUAGUCAAGCGGAGUGUCCCAUUGGGUUCUGAUGCUUUCAGGUUUGCAUUCAUAAAACAAUAUGACAAGUUCAGAAUGAGGUUCCAUCAGGACAUGUUUAAAUCAUGUCCAGGGAGGUCUAUACCUGUAAAUGAGCGAUGUAUAGUGACGUAUAGCUGUUAGGGCCAGAACACUGCAACAAGGAUUCUGUCUAGAAAAUAGCUUCGUGCGUUUCACGCCGUCUUUGCCAAGUGGUAUCCAACUAAAAAUACAAAUAAGGCAGCGUGUUUGCGACACUUUACACCAGCGUACGGCGCCGUAAAGUGUGAUUGGUAAACAUGUGGAGUGCCUAGAAAGUGCAGAACAGACAGACGAUGGAGAACUAUGUAAAGUCCCGGGUGGAGGAGCAGCCGUCUGCCUGUCCACUUCCUGGUGUUCUUCCGGACGCUCCUGAGGUCCGAGUCAAAGACGGCAGCAAGAUCCGAAACCUGAUGCGCUUUGCUCUGAGUCGGAUGGAGAGCAAACCCAAAGCUGCUUCCCAGCCGGCUCCUGUUGAAGAAGGAGAUGCGGUGGAGGAGAGCUCGCCCGGGUGCCCACUCUGCCGUCAGGUGGUCUUCCGUGCCAGUGGGAAGGGCGUGUCCAAAGCCAUAACGUGUGCAGAGAUCAUGAAGAGACGGAUCAAAGGGCUCCACCAGCUGACCCGCUUGGAGUUCAGCACAGUGAAGGAAGUGUGGGAGCCGCUGGAGCCUGGAGCAGGCCUGGACAGCCUCACUGUCAGCAGAAACCUGCCCGCUAUCUGGAUCCUGCUCUCCAGAGAUCCUCUGGACCAAAGCCAGCCCGGGUACCAGGCGCCAGGCCACUAUGACUCCCUCUGGGCUCAGUCAGCCAGUGAGGGGUCAGUGGGGUCAAGACCGGGACAGAGGAGGAAACGAGGGGGUGCUGCUUCAGGUGUAGGUGCGGGCGGGAGAGGCAAGGGCCCGGGGCGACUACAGGGGAGACCCAGAGACCCCAAACCUUCCAGCUGAUCCACAUUUCUGAACAGACUGAACCUUUGAUGAUGCUGAUGACGAAGACAUUAUGAGUUAAUACUUAUCUUGUGGAAGACUUUUGUCUGACGUGACUGCAGAAGUCUUCAAGCUUUUCAUUUUCAUGUCCACCAAAGUGAUUUGUCUAUUCAACUCUGUGUUUAAUAAAGCUUCCAUCUAAAGUGGUGCUGUUUUAUCUCGACG
Molecule: messenger RNA, 2556 nt
Organism: Synchiropus splendidus (mandarinfish)
Lineage: Eukaryota; Metazoa; Chordata; Actinopteri; Syngnathiformes; Callionymidae
Gene: rpp25l
Product: ribonuclease P/MRP 25 subunit-like
Exons: 2
Coding region: 1702-2352 (216 amino acids)
Biological process (GO): tRNA 5'-leader removal
Cellular component (GO): ribonuclease MRP complex
Molecular function (GO): RNA binding
Source: RefSeq, a predicted model, not a curated record